Messenger RNA from Ustilaginoidea virens, 753 nucleotides. RefSeq lists its product as uncharacterized. Gene Ontology annotation, biological process: proteolysis. NCBI's taxonomy places the organism in Eukaryota, Fungi, Ascomycota, Sordariomycetes, Hypocreales, Clavicipitaceae. The transcript is spliced from 3 exons. Gene Ontology annotation, molecular function: cysteine-type peptidase activity; deNEDDylase activity. The record is from RefSeq and is a predicted model, not a curated record. The coding region runs from base 1 to 753 and encodes 250 amino acids.
AUGCCGUUCCGACAACGCAUGGCCCGUCACUUUGGCGACUCGCUCUCGCCAGAAAAGGCGUAUCUGAGCUACUAUGACGUAUUGCUCACUGUCGAGGAUGUCAAGUCGCUCAAAAACGACUGGCUAACGGACAAUAACAUCGCCUUUUGGGAGGAAUAUCUCGAACGUGAAACGCUACCCCGAUAUCCCCAGGCUCGAAUAGUGCUCCUCCGCCCCAGCAUGACCUUUUUGCUCAUGAAAGAGCCAGAUAUUCGUCACGUCCGGGCUGCGCUGCCUGACUUUUCCAAGGUUACUCAUGUUUUCCUUCCCAUCAACGACAAUCGCAAUGUCGGCGUUGCAGAGGGCGGUAGUCAUUGGUCUUUGUUAUUAGUUUCAAUCCUCGAUAGCAUUGCCUUUCACUACGAUUCUCUGGGAGGCGCCAACUACGCAGAAGCCAACCUCGCGACUCGCAGGAUGGGCGAGAUUUGCGGACGGUCAUUGCGCUUCGUCAAUCUCGACGAGUCCCCUCAGCAAGAAAACGGCAGCGACUGUGGCGUCUUCGUCUGCCUCCUGAUGCGCCACUUGCUGGUCAAGCGCCUGCUUAGUGCCAACGCUCGGGAAAAGGUGUCGAUGAGCAUGGCAGGCAAAAUGGUCGAUAGCAACGGCGGCCGCAAAGAAAUGCUGCGCAUCAUCGAAAGCCUUCGCAAAGAAGGGGAGCGAAGAAGACGGAGCGCGAGUCCAUUCACCACCAAAACACCGCCGCGGAUUGAGUAG